UAUCUGUCUGCCAGUAGGUGUGUAGCAAAUGAUGAUGAUGCUGAUCAGAUGAUGUGAAGUACCACUGAGCACUGCUGAGUAAGGGUGAAUAUGGAGGACUUCAAGUAUUUGUUUAAAGUUGUGUUGAUUGGUGAAGCAGGAGUUGGGAAGACAUGUUUAGUCAGAAGAUUUACCCAGGGUUUAUUUCCACCUGGACAGGGCGCUACCAUUGGUGUGGACUUCAUGAUAAAAACUGUGGAAAUUAAUGGCGAGAAAAUUAAGCUUCAGAUCUGGGAUACGGCCGGCCAAGAACGGUUCCGCUCCAUCACACAGAGUUACUACCACUCAGCUAACGCUCUUAUCCUGGUGUAUGAUGUCUGUAGUCAACUCUCCUUUGAUAAUAUUCCUCACUGGAUUCAUGAAAUUGAGAAGUAUGCCAACACCAAAGUCUUCAGCUACCUUGUUGGAAAUAAGAUUGAUCAAAUUAAUAGAAGAGAGAUUCCUUCAUAUAUUGGAGAACAAUUUGCCAAACGUUAUGAGAUGAAAUUCAUAGAGACUUCUGCCAAAGAAGCAGAGAAUGUGGAUGCAUUGUUUUAUGACAUUGCCACGGAAUUAACAAAGCAGGCCCAUCAGCAGGCUCUGGAGUCGGAUAAGAGUGUCAAUUUUAAGGCUCACAACACUUCUACUAUCUCAAGCUGCUCAACUUGUCUUAAAUUUUAGUAGGGAUGGGUAUGGAAUAUACAUGUUUUAAUGGAGGUGUUUUUAGAAAAAGAAAUUCUAGUUCAAUUUAUUACCACUCUGUCAAAGUAUUUUGUUGAAAAAAAUUUUUUAAAUUGACUUGAAUAUUUCUUUUUUGAAAGAGAAAAUUGUUUUACAAUACUUUUACUAGAUUUAAUGAGGAAGAAUUAUUAUCAUUCAUCACUAUUGUUAUACCUUUAAAAUUUUGUUCCUAUGCAACUCUAUAUGAAAAAAAAAUCUAACAUUUCUAAUGUUUUACUGAGCGAGCAUAAAAAAAUAAAAGUUUGACUGCUGAGUGAGAUGUUGGACCUGUUGAUGAGAUGUUAGAUCACUUACGUCACACAAUUGGCGGAGCUUAAUUUAAUUUGCAUUCAUUGCUGUUUAGCUGUGAGAGACAUUAUGUUUAAAUCAUGGAAGACAGUGCAAGAUACAUGUAUGUCAAAAUAAAUAUUAAAAUGAAAGGUAUAACAAAACAUUUCUUGACUGUAUUCUUGGGCAAAAUGUGUUUUGUUGACCUUCAAACCAAACUGUCUGCCUUCGGCCUAACGGCCAUAGGCAGACAGUUUAGUUCUUAGGUCCAACAAAACGCCUGUUGCUCUCGAACUCAUCAAUAAAUGUAUGUUUUUCAAAUCAAUUUUUUAAAACACAUGUAUAAUGUGCUUGUAUUUUUUUUUUAAUAAGGUAUUAAGUAAUUUUAUUAUAUCCUUAAUUGAUGAAAAGGUUAUUUAUCUGUAAUGAAUUAUAGUGCAGAUUUUACAACAAGAGUUCUUCUUGAUGUUUUCUAUUUUGAAAGUACAAGUAUAUUAUAUAAGAAAACUUUUGCAGUGCAAAAGAGAGUGAGUCUUAAGGUUGAGUGGCAAAUGCCGAGUUCUCUGUUGAAAGAGGCCUCCACAUGAUUAUGUAAUAGGAUGUCAUUUUUGAAACAAACCAUAAUUUACUUUUAUGGAACUUUUAAUUUGUUUUUUGCUUUCUUACAGUUCUAAUAUUUCCAUAUUGUUGUACAGUGUUGUUAAAAUGUGCCAUGCUUUAUACGGAAGUGAUGUAUUGAUGACAAUUACCGGGUAUCUGUUUUUUCUAUCAAUACAAGCAUUUAUAUUGAAUGUUGGGCUGCGGAAUGUUGACAUAGUAUACUUUGGGCUUUGAAAUUCACUUUUUUGUCAAAUACAAUUCUUAACAAUUUAUUUGAAUUUUGAAUUGAUGUUUAUUCAUGGUAUUAUUUUUUUUUUCAAUAUUUCUUUUAUGAAUAACAAAAUUUCAAUUGAAAUUAAGUUAGUGAAUCUUUUAAAAGAAGUAUAUGCUUAAAAAAAAUAAAAGCACAUUGUAUGAAGUCAAUAUAUAAAUUGUAAAUCAAAUUGUUCAUUUCCCGAUCAGUCAUUCCUGAUGAAACAGUUGAUUUACCAGUAACCCCACUCACCCUUCUUUCUGUUGGUACAGUUUAUUUUUCUUUUGUUUGCAUUGAUAUAAGAGUUAUCUUAUUUUUAAAACUCUAGUCAACACUGUUUAGUGUAUUUUUUGAAUUUUCAGUUUUUCAUUGUUUUCCUCUCAGCUUUAUACACCAAUAGAUUUAUUUUCAUACUACUAGUGCCAAUUUUAUUUUCUUCCUGAGCAUUGCUUAUAUGUGUUUUUUAUUAUGGUAUAAUGAUCUUUUUCAGUUGUUUGAAUAAUCAAUUUUAUUCAUUAGGUCAUAUUGCAUACAAUUAUAUGGAAUAAGCACUAUUGAAAAAAGAAAUGUAAACCAGAGAUUUUUUUUAAUCAGUGCUUUUGCAUUCUUUACUCUUUAAAUUUAAUCUAGCAUUAUCAGACAACACAAUAUUUUAUUUUUUUCAAAAUACCUUUUUUGUGCACUACAUUUAAAAAAAGUCAUUAGCAAUUGUUAAUUUUUUCUCAUGUAGCACAAUAUUUGCAUGCUGGUAAGACGUAUUUAAAACACUUUCAAAAUAGUGCUUAUAUUGGUCUUGGAUUAUGUGUUGCAGAUAUAAAAAUGCCAAACAUUAAGCUUUGUAUACGAAACCGCUUAUAGCAUUAAAACCCUGCUGUAAGCACACGUAUUGUAUAAGGAAAUCCAUUGCAUUCAACUUUUGUUUGACAGUUUUGUACAAGUGGUGCUUUUGCAUCAAGUUAUUAAGAAUACUCAACAUUUCCAUUGUUUUGUCUUUUUGCUGAGUACUUUGUAAUAAAUUUUCUGAUUGAG
Molecule: messenger RNA, 2908 nt
Organism: Saccostrea cuccullata (small rock oyster)
Lineage: Eukaryota; Metazoa; Mollusca; Bivalvia; Ostreida; Ostreidae
Product: ras-related protein Rab-30-like
Exons: 6
Coding region: 91-699 (202 amino acids)
Molecular function (GO): GTP binding; GTPase activity
Source: RefSeq, a predicted model, not a curated record